CCGCUUGCUUCUAUAAGAGAACAAGUUUCUGUCCCACUUUCUCUUAAGUUUCGAUCUUUUCAACUCUAAGAAGUUUGCUUGCAGGAACAAGAUUAAAGAUUCAAUUUUCCAUCUGUUUCCUUUCAAAGACCCAUUUUUAUCUCCAAAUCUCCUUCUUCAAUCCCAAAUCAAGUUCCUAAAUUUUUUAAUCUUUAUUGUUUAGGGUUGAGAUUUCUGAUAUAAAAUGAAGACAGAGCAUGUGAUAUUGAUGCUAUGCACAGUUGUGAUAGCAAUCCCAUUGGUUCAAAGCGUUUCUGAAGGGCCAAAAGCAGUGCAAAAUUGGUUUAAAGAGCUCCCACUCAAAAAACAAAAAUCUACAAAUCUACAUUUUUAUUUUCAUGACACCAUCGCCGGACCAGGUCAAACUGCUUAUCAAGUAUUCGACUCAAACAUCACCUCAACAAGCAUGAGUCAAUUUGGUCUUGGCUUCAUGUUUGACAACCCUCUAACCGUUGCUCCAGAAGCAAGCUCCAUGAGGAUCGGUAGGGGCCAAGGGCUAUUUGGAUCAGCAUCCUUGGAAGUACCACGGUUUCUUAUGAACUUGAACUUUGUCUUUACAGAAGGGACUUUCAAUGGUAGCACCUUACAAGUUCUUGGAACUAACCCUAUCUUGAGUCCGGUUCGUGAAAUGUCUGUUGUUGGUGGAACUGGCGUUUUCCGAUUAGCACGUGGGAUUGCCACUGCUCAGCCGUAUUUCCGUAAUGAUACGUCGACUAUUCUUGAAUUUGAUCUUGUCGUGCUUCAUUAUUAAGCUCGUUGAUGUUAAAGUAUAAGCUAAAUCUGUCAGUUACUACAUGGAGUCUGAAUCGUUUUGUUGUUUUGGAUUAAUAAUUAACUGCCAUGACUGUUACAUGGUGGUUAUAUAUAUCUUUAGUAUAAAUAUGGAAUAAAUAACCAUGUAUGCUUGUUGCAAUUAAUAAAUUUUUUUAUUAUAAA
Lactuca sativa (garden lettuce) is the source of this 975-nucleotide messenger RNA. RefSeq names its product dirigent protein 1. NCBI's taxonomy places the organism in Eukaryota, Viridiplantae, Streptophyta, Magnoliopsida, Asterales, Asteraceae. The record is from RefSeq and is a predicted model, not a curated record.